This is a messenger RNA of Myodes glareolus (Bank vole), 2902 nucleotides long. Lineage: Eukaryota; Metazoa; Chordata; Mammalia; Rodentia; Cricetidae. The record is from RefSeq and is a predicted model, not a curated record.
AUGUUGCCCAAAGUUCUCCUGAUGCUCCUCAACAUAUUCCUGGCUCUCCAGUGGAGGGUUGGACCUCAUGUUAACCUGGAGAAUAAGCACCCUGUCCAAGAAAAUGUAGUCUUCGGCCCUCAGCCUAGGCCUGUUGGAAAGAAGCUUCCAGCAGAAGAAACAGAACCUGCUGCUGACUGCAUGACUGGGGGCUCAGGAGAGAACCUGACAAGAGCUUCUCGAAUUCUUAGCACCAUCCUAAGUAACUACGACCAUAAACUGCGCCCUGGAUUUGGAGAGAAGCCCACUGUGGUCACUGUCGAAAUCUUUGUCAACAGCCUCGGGCCUAUUUCCACCCUAGACAUGGAAUAUUCCAUUGACAUCAUCUUCUACCAGUCCUGGUAUGAUGAGCGCCUUCGUUACAAUGACACCUUUGAGACCCUUGUUCUACAUGGCAACGUGGUGAGACAGUUGUGGAUCCCGGAUACCUAUUUUAGGAAUUCUAAGAGGACUCAUGAAUAUGAUGUCACCAUGCCCAACCAGAUGGCUCUCAUCCACAAGGAUGGAAAGGUGUUGUAUUCAGUUAGGAUGGCCAUUGAUGCGAGCUGCUCACUCCACAUGCUCAAAUUUCCAAUGGACUCUCAUUCUUGCCCUCUGUCUUUCUCUAGCUUUUCCUAUGAUGAGCAUGAGAUGAUCUACAAGUGGGAGAAUUUCAAGCUUGAAAUCAAUGAGAACACUUGGAAGCUAUUCGAGUUUGAUUUUACAGGAAUGUACAACAAAACUGAAAUCAUCUCCACCCCAGUUGGUGACUUCAUGGUCAUGACCUUCUUCUUCAAUGUGAGCAGGCGGUUUGGCUUCAUUGUCUUUCAAAACUAUGUCCCUUCAUCUGUGACCACAAUGCUCUCCUGGGUCUCCUUCUGGAUCAAGAUAGAGGCUUCUGCGGCCAGGACCUCUGUAGGGGUCAGUUCUGUAGUCACCAUGGCCACGCUGGGCACCCUUUCCCGUAAGAAUUUCCCUCGUGUCUCCUAUCUCACAGCUUUGGACUUGUAUAUUGCCAUUUGUUUCGUCUUGUGCUUCUGUACUCUACUAGAAUUUGCUGUGCUCAACUUCCUGAUCUAUAACGAGACGAAACGACAGGCUUCUCCAAAGCUCUACCAUCUUUCAACCAGUAGCCGUGCUAAUACCCGUACUCGUGCUCGUGCCCGCACCCGCGCUCGUGCCCGUGCCCGCCAGCAGCAGGAAGUGUUUGUGUGUGAGAUCAUCACCUAUGAUGGGAAUGCUGAAGAAGAGCAUCAGUAUUGCCCAGUCCAGCAGUCAAGCUCAAGAAGACCCCAGUGUCCCCGGAGGCGAUGUGACAGAAGCUAUGUGUGCUUCAGGGUUCUCAGGAGAUACUUCUGCAUGGCUCCUUGUUGUGAAGGCAGCACCUGGCAGCGGGGCCGCAUCUGCAUCCAUGUUUACCGCCUGGACAACUACUCGCGGGUGCUUUUCCCUAUUACAUUCUUUUUCUUCAAUCUGCUCUACUGGCUGAUUUGCCUUAACCUGUAGGCUGCAGCUGGUAGCUCAUGGGGCAGCCUCCGCAGUUCCCCAGGAGGUGCCAAGCCCCUUUGCCAAGGGAGUUGGGAGACAACAGCAACAGCAUUAGAGGUACCUAGAGAGAGUUUUUCCUAACCUGGUUCCCAGUGCAAGCCUAUAGAGAAUUUGUCUCUACUGGCCCUCUCCCCCUUGGCCUGCUCACUCAGUCUUCCCAACAGCCCUUUUCAAGUAACAGCCCACCUCUCUAUUCUUCAAAGAGGAUUCAUGAUGCUCAAUGUGCUACAUUUGAGAAGAUAAGAUACCUCCCAAUGGUAUUAACAGCUACUGUCUUUCCCCAGAAGCCCAUGCUUCUUUUAGUGAUGCUAAGGGGCCCAGCUCAGCCCCAGAAUGCACAGAGUGACAAUAUAGCAGGAGGAGUGUCCCCACCCUUAAGUCUUUAAGUCAGACCAUUAGAUUCUUGUUUUUUCCUUGACCUCCCUCCCUCUCUCCACACACACUCACACACACACACACACACACACACACACACACACGAUCUCUGUAGGAGGUGAGGAACAAGCAAGUGGGCAUAUUUGGAAAGUAGCCCCUCACUGUUGCUGUGCCAUCUCCAUCUCCCCACCUGCCUCCAUCUGCAGUACCAAUUCAGUUCCCUUCAUCCAAUGGGUAUCUAUUUGUGUGUAAAAUAUUUGUAAUUUCCCUUGCUUUGUAUGCCCCCUUCCUCCUCCUCCUUAACCCUUGUGAUUUGUUCUGUAACUUCCCCGGUGACUUUCCCAGCCCUGAUCCAGGUGCUAGGCUUUGGUGACUCACUGGGACCAAGAAACUAAGUACAUUCUGUUUGGCAGUGGCCAUUACCUGCCACUGAUUGGUGCUCACCUCAGGCACAGUCUAAAUGUUUGACUGCUUUCUUGGACCCUGAACCCGAAAGCCUGUCCACUGCCAUCCCUGGGGCACUCACACAAUUGCAAUCAAUUGAACUCCCUUAAAUUUAUAUAGACUUUUCCCUUUGGCAAAACACUUUUGACAAAUCAUUUCUAUUUGGAGUCUUGUUCCAGCCCUGUGACAUCUUUGGGCACAGUUUGUUCUCCAUUUGCAGAUGGCAACCUUGAGGUACAGAUUUCUAUGUGACUGUGGGUCUUGCUGAAAGCCAAUCUAGUGCCCUCUUGUCACCUGCUAAAAGCACAUGGCAGGGCUAGGAAGCUCUGAUCACCAUGACUCAAUUUUGUUUCCCCUGCUGGCACCCCAGUGGCAGGGCACAGAGUAAAGACAGCCCCCCUGAAGCAUGGACCGUCUCCUAACUAGGCCUGAGGUGAUCGGACUGCUCUGCAGGUUGAACUCCUGCCUCCAGUAACCCAGUGAGAUGAGUUUGUACGUGUCCCAAUGCUUGUAUAUG